AUGAUCUCAUACACUCAUACUGGGACUGAUCUAAUCCCACUCUCUGAAGAAAAUACUACAUCAUUCUCUAGAGUGUGUACACCUCUACCUCAGCAGAAAUCCGAGAUUCCUGAAAUCACUGCACAUUUUGGCAUGGGCCCUUCAACCACCCUGUCACCGCCGCGGCCUCUACACACCUACAUCUAUUAUGAAGAUAGAGAGAUUAAGGUUGAAGAUUCACUGAGAUAUAAGGAAAACACCUUGUCUGAAUUCCACAGCUUUAUCUGUAUUCUUGAACAGAAAUUCCACCUUAACCUGAGCCAGUAUAAUACUCAUGAGGUAUGA
Blastomyces dermatitidis ER-3 is the source of this 324-nucleotide messenger RNA. RefSeq lists its product as uncharacterized. The transcript has a single exon. The record is from RefSeq and is a predicted model, not a curated record. The coding region runs from base 1 to 324 and encodes 107 amino acids. Lineage: Eukaryota; Fungi; Ascomycota; Eurotiomycetes; Onygenales; Ajellomycetaceae.